AUGAGAGCCAAGUGCGGUGGGAAAGGAAUGAAUAUAGAUUUUCUGUUAAAUAACGAGCUACUAUACUCAACCAACCCAACCACCUCAGAAUUAGAUGGGAUGGAUAGCUCAGCUCUGACUUAUGCUGACCUUUCUGGUGCCCAUAAAUUGAAGUUGCUGCCUCUCUUAUCCACCACUCUGAAGAGAAAUCUAGUGUAG
This is a messenger RNA of Sphenostylis stenocarpa, 198 nucleotides long. Lineage: Eukaryota; Viridiplantae; Streptophyta; Magnoliopsida; Fabales; Fabaceae. The record is from the annotation of a GenBank genome assembly.